UAUUUGAUAAAAGCAGACUAGCAGUCUUUUCCGUAUUAAUAGUUUUGUCGUGAACAUCCAAGUGUGAAAUUUUUAGUCAUUUAUUUGUCAGUCUACUAAUCUGGUUUGAUAUACUCUUGUUAAACAGAUAAAAUGUGGAAAAUUCAUUUAUAUUAGUGUGUUUUUCACUGUUUCACAUCCAACAAUACAAUCGUAAGGAGAAACAAAUUUCAACGCUGGUGCACAUUUAUGUAUUGACAAAAAUGCUAUAUUAAUUUGGGUGGCACAUAGGUACUAAAAAUAGUGACCAGUAAUAGCAGCGAUAGCGACAAUUUUAAAAGUGCAACUAGUGCGAAUAAACAGCAUACAUAGGACUUUUUAAAAUCUAAAACAGCCAAUAACUGACAAGUAGUUGAAGCACAAAAUACCGAUUCUGGCAAGCGAUUAUACAGUAGAAAAUAGAACUACGCCCCAAAGGGAUAAAAUACAAGUUGUUUCAAAAAAGUUAGCUGGAAUAUUUUAGACUUUUUGAAAUUUGCAUUCGAAAAAUUCGAGCCGCGAAAAAAUGGACGAGCUCUCGGAGGCAGAACUAAGAUACUAUAAUGACCUGUUCAAAAUAUGCAGUGAGACGUCCGACAGCAGUGGGAAGAUUCCGGCUCUAAAGGCGACAUCAUUAUUUCGCUCUGCAAAUCUUUCCAACGAAAUUAUCAACAAGAUAACAUCACUUGUCGGUAUUCCUCAAACCGCACUGCAUCUGUCUCGACAGCAGUUUUAUGGUUGCCUAAAACUGAUUGCGGCCUAUCAAGCGUCAGUGCCACUGCGCGAAGAGAUUCUCACUUCCACGUUAACUCUCCCAUUGCCACAAUUCAGUUGGAUUGAAUCUCCUACAACACUUCCUGUAUCGGCAUCCGGUGCAGGCUCCACCGCUAGUUCGGUGGGCUCCACCGGGAUGGCACCACCGGAACGAAAUGGGUAUGGCAAUCGAUCUGCAGAUUAUAUUGAGAUGAAAGGCGGCAAAGAUCUAAUUGAACUGGUAACGACUAGUAGCAGUAGUAGUCGUGAAAGAGUUGAUAACAUGUCCAACAGUGGCGAUAUGACCAACUCUGAUCAGCCGAGCACUGAUUCCGAGGUGGAACACAACGACGAUUCAAUACUAAGACUAACUGAACGUCAUCACGUGGUCAAAGUAAAAGGUCAAGGAGUCGGAAAGCUAGUAGGAGGUGGAACCAGCAGUGGAGUCGGUGGUUCUCCAGAGGCGUGGAGUACGGCUAGUGACAGUCCGACGCCAACCAACAGUGUAGCCGAACGUCCAUGGGCAAACCAGGCUCUUUGGCAGGGUUUAGUGUGUGAAGAACAGCGUCAGUUGCUAGGCACAGAAGAAGAGUCUUCUGAUAAACACAGUAGUGAUGAUGACCAAGAUACUGAUUUGGAAUAUUUUUAUCAGAUUUCGCAAACUCAGAAAGAAUAUUACUUGAAACAGUUUAGAACUAUACAGCCUGACGUGCAUGGGUUAGUCAGUGGACAAGUGGCUAGAGUGUUUUUCGAAAAAUCUCGUAUACCAAUAGAAGAGUUGCGACACAUUUGGCAGAUGUGUGAUGUUACACGUGAUGGUGCUUUAAAUUUGGCGGAGUUCACGGCGGCAAUGCAUUUGGUAGUUUUGCGACGAAAUAACAUCCCUGUGCCAAGCACUCUUCCUGGCUGUUUGAUGCCGAGUUUGUUACAGAAUUCAUUGUUACCUGGUGCAAAUACUAGUAAUCAAACUCAACAAAGUGGUAAUUCGACCGGAGGUGCUAGUACUGGUGGAAUUGGGAUAGAAACUGGAAACAGUAUUACCGAUCGUGAACGAAUUGGUCCAGAGGAGGCUGAUUUACUGCAUCUCGAAAGCGAUGAUAAUACUGAUAGCGGUAAUAGGGUAAACAUCGACAAAAAAGACUACCAACGAAUCGUUUCACAUCCGGAACAACUAAAAUUCAGUCAUCAAUUAUCAACAACUGGAAAUUCAAUGGCAACUGCCACACUUGUAUCGGUUGGAAGCAUCGAACACAGUUCACCAACAGUCUCAUCUACAACCGGUAACUCGAAAUUGAUGAACAAUAUAUCCAGUUCUGGUAGAAAAACACCAACCAAUCUGGUAUCUCCACUGCAGCAUUCAAAAACAAAACCCUCGAAAAACGAACAAUCAAUGACACCGCCUAAUAAUUUGAAUAAUAAGGAGUGGAACAUUUCCAGUAAAGAAUGGACCAAAUUUACAGAAUCUCCUACAUCGAACGUUUCUAGUCCUGGACCCAAACCCGUCAACUUUGAUAUGCAACGCACGACUCAGGCAAUUGUAUCUGAUCCACAAAUUUUGCAUCCAGUACCACUACGUGUAACACCUGUUGGUGCUGAAGCUGCAGAUAAUAGCAAUCUAGUCUACAGUGAUGUGACCGUCGGAACUGGCGGUAUUUUGAUAGUACAGCAGGAUGAUUCGAGUCCAAAGCAGCUCACACAACUCCCUCAACAGCCAAUAUCAAACCAACGCGAUUCACUGACCAGCGGGGAUCUUCGUGCUAUUCAAAGACCUCAGCCAAAAAAGCCCCCAUCAAAGGGGGUAGGUGCCAUACCUCCGCCCCCACAACGAGAACCAAGUGUGACCUCUGCCAGCGGUUCAGUGAUCGUGGUAGAUUCUAUGGCUACCUCACUUGAUACAGCCACUUUCAACAGUGUUAUCAACAGUACUGCUGGACACCCAGUCAUGGGAACCGUAAUCAAUAGUGCCAGUAAGAAGGAUCAACCUCCUCCGCCGUUGCCCCCUCCACGACCUGCACAUCACCGUCACACACGAAGCAGCAGUUUAGAUCUGAACAAGCUUAAACUCAACACAACUAGUGGUGUUUCUGGGGCUUCUGGCUUGACCAAACAAUUGGAGGAUCAGUUAAAGAUGCCACCACCACCAGAAGUUCCACCACGCGUCACUCCAACAUCCGAACAACUUUCAGCUGUGCCUGGAUUUGCUGAUUUUGCACAUUUUUCAAAUACAACCACCACUGGUAAAACGCACAUGGUAUCUGCGGAAAAUAACGUCACCACCAUCCUACUGGAUGCCAGCGGCAAUAUGACGACCUCUGCACAUCCUUCUAGGAGCGGUGUUUCAAACUCGCUCAUCGUUGGCACACCAUCGCUGCAAACGGCCUCACGCAACAGCGCUUUCGAGGUUUAUCGUAAGCCUCAGCAGCAACAUUCUCGUGGAUCCCAGUCUCCGCCACAUCCGGUGCCGCCAUUGCUUACAUCCCGUAGUGUUGAAUCAUCCUCACUUGAGUAUGAAAAACGGAUGUUAGCGCUCAGUGACAAUUUGCGGCAGGUUCGUUUAAAGGGUAACGAAUGCUCCAACGGCUCUGAUGUGCUGAAACAUUUGAAAGAACAGAACCUUCUUCUGCUGCGGAUAUGUAACGAUUUAAGCGAGGAACUGCUGCAAAUUCAGCAAAAAAGGGAAGACAUACGGAUAAAAAUUGAAUUGCAGGAACAAAAUUUAGGUGCUGGUACAAGUACAGUGACUGUUAGUGGUGCACACCCUACUAGUAGUAUUUGCUCCUCAAGCCACCAUGCGGUGUGAAAUCGCCAUACUAGGAUUUGUUGACCAUUGAUGAUAAGCUGAAUGUGAAUGAUGUCGAUAUAUAGACUAUCAGCAUGUUAAUUGUGAUUUUGUUCCCCCAGAAAAAAACUGCUACACAAGCGAAGCCUUUUCCUCAACUCAAACACUAUUCCGCUUAGUAGAGAAUCAGCAAAACAUUAAAAUUUUACAUUUUAAACAUUGUUAGCGACCGUAGUAAGUAGAGGGGAAUAUCUCAUGAGAUUUUAAACUGAAUUACACCCACUUUGGAUCGUUGCAGGGAAACGUAGUAUGUAUUUAACAAAAACUAUCAAUCAUUUAUCGUCAGGACUUCGAAAUCAGCGCGAAAUGUUUGUUCAAAAGAAGAAACUUAACAAUACUUUGUGAAAGUAAUUGGUUUUGAUAAGAUUAUGUUAUUAUGUUAAAUAGUGUAUUGAAUCGUAUGAGUAAAUUCAUUAUCGAAAAUAGAAGGAAGUCUUAUCCCG
Messenger RNA from Wyeomyia smithii (pitcher-plant mosquito), 4053 nucleotides. RefSeq names its product ralBP1-associated Eps domain-containing protein 1 (gene Reps). Gene Ontology annotation, biological process: endosomal transport; endocytosis. Gene Ontology annotation, cellular component: cytoplasm; plasma membrane. Lineage: Eukaryota; Metazoa; Arthropoda; Insecta; Diptera; Culicidae. Gene Ontology annotation, molecular function: protein binding; calcium ion binding. The coding region runs from base 545 to 3571 and encodes 1008 amino acids. The record is from RefSeq and is a predicted model, not a curated record. The transcript is spliced from 6 exons.